UGACUACUGUCAAGUUCAACGGAUUUAUCCAAUCUGAUUCUCCACCGCUCACCGACAGGGAAAAUGGCCGUUCCGAUUUCCCUGAAAUUUCCGACGGUUCCAUCCACUUUAACCAACAGAACCGCCUCCUUGUUCGUACCACUACUACGGCAGAGCUCCACUCAUCAUUCUCAUCCUCACUCACAACACACGAUCAGACUUCCAACGAUUAGAUCCAACAGAAACAUUAAGUUCUCCGCCGUCAAUGCCGUGCAGGAAAGCCAAGAGAAUACAGAAUCCGACGGGGUGGAGGUUCAAGCAGGGCCACCAACGGAGGAGCCGAAAACGGCCGACCAAUCAGCAGAAUCCGGCGCGAAUUUGGGCGCCGAAAUUCAGGAGGCUUUGAAGCAGCGAAAGGUGGAGAAAGAAGGGGACCUGAUCGGCGGAGUGGCGGAGGAGAUUAAAGAGAUUGAAUGGCCGGCGUUUCGAAAGGUUUUGGGCACGACGGGGGUAGUGAUCGGCGUUAUUGCUGGCUCUAGCGUCGUUCUGCUCACUGUGAAUGCCUUAUUGGCAGAGCUGUCUGAUCGAGUUUUCGCCGGAAAAGGAGUUCAGGAUUUCUUUAGUUGAAAGUUCGAUUUUUUUCCUUGAGAUGUAAACUUUGUAACUUAAAUCUAAUGGCAUCUAUGGAAGAAACUGGAUUGUAAUUUGCGUUAAGAAGGAAGAAUCCAUUGCAGCAUAAUCAAA
Molecule: messenger RNA, 723 nt
Organism: Cucumis melo (muskmelon)
Lineage: Eukaryota; Viridiplantae; Streptophyta; Magnoliopsida; Cucurbitales; Cucurbitaceae
Product: preprotein translocase subunit SECE1
Exons: 1
Coding region: 64-606 (180 amino acids)
Cellular component (GO): chloroplast thylakoid membrane
Source: RefSeq, a predicted model, not a curated record